GCCUCGGUCACGUGGUCUCUGGGCUCCUGGUGAUGGUUGUUCGGAUUUCUUCACGCAGACGUUUUCCCGCAUGAUGCCGUUAUUUGUCGUUAGUUAAAUUAAGAAAAGGGACAAAAGGUUAGUCCGGGUGUGUUUACCCCUAUACAGUCUAUGGUUUACCCUCGAGUCUCUCAGAAGUGUGCUGUUGUUAAAAUGAGAGUGAUGUAUCCUCCGUGCAGGCUGCUGGUUGUGUUAUAAGAAGUGUUUCCGGGUCAGCGUGAGGUUUGAACUGCUUCUCUGGAAAGUGACCAUUGUUGGAAUCAGGUCGAGGCUGUUAUCAGCUCCACCUGCUGACUUUUCACACUUUUUUACGGGUUUACGGCUUAAAAAAACAGCGCGAGCUUUCUACAGUGUCAUGAAAGAGAUGUCAAGCACGAUGCCUGGCGGGCAGCAGCAGCCCCAGAAGCACUAUGGCAUCACCUCCGCCAUCAGCCUGGCUCCCCCCCGAGAAAUAGACCACCAGUACACCAAGAAGCUCUGUGAUGCUAUGAAACCGUUUGGGGUGUUUGAAGAUGAAGAGGAGCUGAACCACAGACUUGCAGUUCUGGGAAAGUUGAAUAACUUUGUUAAAGAAUGGAUUGCAGAGAUCAGCGAAUUAAAGAACCUUCCACCAUCAGCCAUCAGCUGUGUGGGUGGCAAGAUAUUUACAUUUGGUUCAUACAGACUCGGAGUGCACACAAAAGGUGCUGAUAUUGAUGCCUUAUGUGUGGCUCCCCGACAUGUAGAGAGAAGUGACUUUUUUUCGUCUUUCUUUGAGAAGUUGAAACAGCAUGAAGAGAUCAAAGACCUCCGGGCUGUCGAGGAUGCUUUUGUACCUGUGAUAAAGUUCAAAUUUGAUGGCAUAGAGAUUGACCUGCUCUUUGCCAGACUGGCCUUACAGUCCAUUCCAGACAACCUGGACCUGAGGGGGGACUCUAUCCUGAGGAACCUGGACAUUCGCUGUAUCCGCUCCCUCAACGGUUGUCGAGUGACUGAUGAGAUUUUGUACCUGGUGCCAAACAAAGAAAACUUCAGACUGACUCUGAGAGCCAUCAAACUGUGGGCCAAACGUCGAGGGAUCUACUCCAACAUGCUGGGUUUCCUUGGUGGUGUUUCGUGGGCGAUGUUAGUGGCCCGCACCUGUCAGCUCUACCCAAACGCUGUUGCUGCUACGCUGGUCCACAAGUUCUUCCUGGUCUUUUCCAAAUGGGAGUGGCCCAAUCCGGUGUUAUUGAAACAGCCUGAGGACAGUAACCUGAAUUUACCCGUGUGGGACCCCAGAGUCAACCCCUCUGACAGAUACCACCUGAUGCCCAUCAUCACACCUGCCUAUCCCCAGCAGAACUCAACCUACAAUGUCUCCACGUCAACGCGCACCAUCAUGAGCGAGGAGUUCAAAUACGGCCUCAGCGUCACGGAUGAGAUUCUUCAGGGAAAAGCAGAAUGGCCAAAACUUUUUGAACCUCCAAAUUUUUUCCAAAAGUACAAGCAUUACAUUGUCCUGACUGCCAGCGCAUCCACAGAAGAAAACCACUUAGAAUGGAUCGGUCUGGUGGAGUCAAAGAUCAGAGUUCUGGUGGGAAACCUGGAACGAAACGAGUACAUCACUCUGGCUCACGUCAACCCUCAGUCCUUCCCGGGGUCCAAAGAGAAUCGAAACGAGAACGACUUUGUGUCCAUGUGGUUCAUUGGGAUCAUCUUCAAGAAAGUGGAGAAUGCAGAGAGCGUCAACAUUGACCUGACCUACGACAUCCAGUCCUUCACAGACACAGUGUACAGACAAGCUAACAACAUCAACAUGCUGAAGGAUGGGAUGAAGAUUGAAGCCACACACGUAAAGAAAAAGCAGCUUCAUCAGUACCUUCCCCCUGAGCUGGUGCAGAAGAAGAAGAGGAGCAUAGCAGAGCUUAACCGCAGCUCUAACGGGGGCAGCUCCAAGCGGAUCUCUCUGGAUAGCUCCCACCUGGACAGCUCCAGAGACACCGACUCAGGGACUCCCUUCAGCUCCCCGGCUGGCAAACCCCUCAAACCUGCGUCUGACACAGAGGACAGCCCUCCUAAGCAGCUUUUUGCGGAGGGUUCCCCAGCACCCAGUGCUGCAUCCACUGCAGAUCCUACUGCAGCACCAACUGCUGCUCGAGCUGAUUCGCCAAGUCCAGCCCCAGGUCCAAGCUCUCCACCAGCUGCUGCCCAAGGUCGAGCUGCAUCUCCAUCUGCAAAGGACCAGGGCAUGUCCAUCCCUGUCAUUGGCUCAAAGCCUUCAGUGAAAGCAAAGCCCCCAUCUCCUCCACCCAGCGUCUCCAUCAGCUCCGUGCUGAGCGGAGACGUGAAGCCCAACGCUGCCAGCAGCCCCCGAGAGGAACCCAACGGCCUUGAAGACUCGCUCAACGGAGCCGCUGCCAAAAGACCUCACUCCCCCACGGAGGAGGACCCUGCCAAGAGGCCCAGAGACUCUGAGGUGGCAUCCAGUGAUGACUGCACAUUUAAAGAGCCCUAUCCUCCUUCGGACAGCAACACACCCGCAGAAGGAAACAGCACUACCCCCCUCUCUGGAUCAAAGGCUAAACCCAUUCCAACCAUCGAUACCUCAAGAACACAGAGACUUCCCAGCAUGGAGCUGCCUGACGCCUCCUCUCCUCUACCAGCCAGUAACAGCUGUCGGGUGGUGAAAAACUCCAUUAAACUGGCUCUGAACCGCCACAACAUCACACCUCCCAAACCACCUGUGUUUGAGGGAACCCUCCCCACAGAAACUCCCCCUGCAGGAGAAGAGAAGGGCAUGUCCAUUCCUGUCAUCGGCUCCAAACAUGUUACAGCCAAACACACAGCGCCCCCCGUGGGCAGCUCCAUCCCCACAUUAGUGAGCCGAGGUGCUGAUCCCCUAAACGGAGCUGCUUCCAAGAGACCCCAUUCUCCCUCCUUGGAGGAGCAGGCCAAGAGGCUGAAGGAGACGGAGAAGGCCAGGAUCCAUAUAGCCUGAAUAAAGAACACAGACUGGAUUUCUACAGAGAGUGGGCGGGGCUUACAGACUUGUUCUAUAAAGAGAGGAGGCAGGGCUUUGCCUCAUACUCAGAGGAUAUGACCUUCCACAGAGACGGGAAGUGUCUCCAUGUCUCCUCAGUCGGCUCUGUAGCGCCGUUUGCUCAGUUAGCGCCCAACAGGACCUUUAACAGUGAGGAGAAGCCGUCUCCUCUCGGUGUUUAAACGUACAGACGGAGAUGUUUUUCUUUCGGUUUCUUUUUUUCCAGUGAACACGUUUUAAACAGAACAUUAUCGACGGUUCAUGCACACUCUCGUGCUGAACGCUGACUUUGUUUCACCCAAACACAAACCUGUACAGUAAAUGUUGAUGUACAUAACUUUUGUCUUAAAAAAGAAGCAAAAGAUCACCGUUGAGUCUUUUGAACAUUUAUUGUAGUUUUAUCUAAAAAGGAAAAAAAAGUUUAAAAAAUUGUAAUAUUUUGUUUUUCUCUAUCGCUUGUCCAAAAAAGAACGUCUCAUCCUGGAUCUUUUUGUAAACACUGUAAAGGUUUGAUUCGGUUUCAGGAGGAUUAAUGACAGAGAUCACAAGGACCCACAGAGGACUGCAGAAUGAGGAGGAGGAGGAGGAGGAGGAGGAGGAGGAGGAGGAGGAGGAGGAGGAGGAGGAGGAGGAGGAAGAAGAUGCCCGAAGACUCUGCACCUGCUCAGGUGAAUCAGCUACAACAGGACACAUGAUGGAGAUUGUGUGAAGCCCUUCAGUUACUGUUUAGUUAAUACAGAACAUCAAAAUCAUAUCAGAACAAUAACCCUGUUCACGUUCAGUGUCUUACCUGCUGUUGGAUUGUCAGUUAAGUCUAAUGGUUUCUGCUUCUUGUUCAGGUGUGUUUAUACCUGCAGGUGAGACAUUCAGAGCAGGUGACCUGAGAGUCUAAUCCCCCUACCCCACCCCCCUAGUUCACAACAAAGCCCGUCUUGAUGCAGCAGGUUCUCAAUGUUGUGAUACUCUGAGAACAAAUGGUUGAAAGCUUUUUGAUGUUGUGUGUGCAUAAAAGCUGCAACAUUUAUUGAUUGAAAACAAAGUUUAUCACCAAAUAUUUUUUUAUAAUUCCUUCAUUUAAAAGCAACAGUCCAACAUUUUUUGAAUUAGUUUCUUAAAUCUGAAGAUUUUCUGCUGGAGCAUUUCACACAAACCUGUGACAUGUUACAGAUGGAACGACUCAUCAGUGAAAAAAGCCGAUUUAAUGUGACAAAAACGAUCAGUUGCAGCCCUUGUGUGUGUGCAUUGUUAACUGUGUGUGAAUGGUCCUCAGUGCGUGCAAGGCUGGCUGUGUUUAUGUGAACAGACUGAAUUCCCUGUGUUUUGGGUGUUGACCCCCUGCGCCUCCUGUGGAGGUUCUUAAACAGCGUCUUUGAGGGGUCAAAGGUUUGUGUGAGGGUGUUGAUUACUGAUGUUAAGUGAUGCUGAUGCUCUGUCCUCCUCUUCCUCCUCUUCAUUAGUGCAGGUUUAGAGACUAAAUGUACAGAGAAGAGUUUUUUCAGAGACAUAUUCUUCUUCAUUACUGGGGUUUUCUUAUCACUUUAUUUAUAUUUGCAUAUUUGUACCAUGUGAUCUUUUUUUUAAUAGCAUCAUAGCAGGUAGGUCUCUUUGAAUGAACUCUUCAUCACUCUGUUUCUGACAGCUCAUUUAAACAGACGGGCCAUCUAGAUGUUUGUUUCUAAACUGUAUUCAAAGGGUAUUUUUCUAUGUGUUUAUCACUUCCUUUAAAUGAGUCUGUACACCAUUAAACCCCAAAAACUA
Molecule: messenger RNA, 4798 nt
Organism: Notolabrus celidotus (New Zealand spotty)
Lineage: Eukaryota; Metazoa; Chordata; Actinopteri; Labriformes; Labridae
Gene: papolg
Product: poly(A) polymerase gamma
Exons: 24
Coding region: 395-2998 (867 amino acids)
Cellular component (GO): nucleus
Molecular function (GO): RNA binding; poly(A) RNA polymerase activity
Source: RefSeq, a predicted model, not a curated record